GUUUACCUAUUGAAAUUUCUCAAUUAGCUGCUCGGAAAGCCAUUAGCCGACGUGUUGUUGCAUAAAAUAAGCAACAAAUCGACUGCCAAAGGUCGCCAGCGAUAAGGAUGCACAAAUCGUUACCCCCGCACGCACACCAAGCAAAGCCAGCUUGCAGCUAGCACUCGUACGCCCAAAUGACAUUGAUAACGCCGAAUGCUGAUAAGGGGGAGCACAAGUCGCGGAGAACAAGUUAAAUAAGCCACAAAACCGAAGAGCCAGACGCUCAGUGGCAAAGCGAGCGCGCAGCAAAACAGACGUACGAAAAUCGGCAAAACGAGGCAGGAAGCGAACCAGCGGAGAACACAACAAAUGAAUGAACCGAACGAGGCGGCGGGACGAGUGCAAGAAACGGGUUGAGAAGAAGCGUUAACACCACUCUCGGGCGGUCAGCGAUCUUUGGGCCAAAAGCAGAAGCAGUAGCUAGCCAGCAGCAAGUCAGCAUCUCAUCUCUGCAAGACGCGUCUUUUGUGUCGUUUUGUUUUGGGCAUCGGAAUCCGAGUUUCAAGGGCGGCAGCAGACUGCGUGUGUUAUUCCAUUCCGUAAGCUGAAUCACCUACAACUGGGAUAAUCACCUGUAAAACAGGUGAGUUUGCCAGCGCACACACGUUGGCAAAGCCCCGUUAGCCGCCGAGACAACAGAAAUGGCCCCACCCACCGUCUUGGUCACCGGCGGAGCCGGCUACAUUGGCUCCCACACCGUACUGGAGAUGCUCAACGCGGGCUACAACGUCAUCUGUGUGGAUAAUUUGUGCAAUGCGUUCAGCAGCGGUGCCAAGCUGCCAGAGGCGCUCAAUCGAGUGCAGGAGAUCACCGGCAAGAAGGUCAACUUUUAUCGCGUGGACAUCACGGACCGGGAACAAGUGCGCUCUGUCUUCCAGGAGCACAAAAUCGACAUGGUGGCCCACUUUGCCGCCUUGAAGGCCGUCGGCGAGUCCUGUCGCAUUCCCUUGCAGUACUAUCACAACAACAUGACCGGCACCAAUGUCCUGCUAGAGGCUAUGGCAGACAACAAUGUCUUCAAGUUUGUGUACAGCUCCAGUGCCACGGUGUACGGCGAGCCUAAAUUCCUGCCCGUGACGGAGGAGCAUCCCACAGGGAAUUGCACAUCGCCUUAUGGAAAGACCAAAUAUUUUACAGAGGAGAUUCUCAAGGAUCUGUGCAAGUCAGAUAAGCGCUGGGCUGUGGUCUCCCUGCGCUACUUCAACCCGGUGGGCGCCCACAUCAGCGGUCGUAUUGGCGAGGAUCCCAAUGGCGAGCCCAACAACCUGAUGCCCUACAUUGCCCAGGUGGCUGUGGGUCGUCGCGCCAGCCUGAGUGUCUAUGGCAGUGACUUUCCCACCAAAGAUGGAACCGGCGUGCGUGACUAUAUCCACAUUGUGGACCUGGCCGAGGGUCAUUUGAAGGCACUGGACAAGCUGCGCAACAUAGCCGAGACGGGCUUCUUUGCCUAUAAUCUGGGCACUGGCGUGGGCUAUUCUGUGCUGGACAUGGUGAAGGCUUUCGAGAAGGCCUCCGGCAAGAAGGUGACCUAUGCGUUAGUGGAUCGUCGUUCUGGAGAUGUGGCCACCUGCUUUGCGGACGCCAAGCUGGCCGAGGAGAAGCUGGGCUGGAAGGCUGUCCGAGGCAUUGACAAGAUGUGCGAGGAUACGUGGCGCUGGCAGAGCCAGAAUCCUAAUGGAUAUGCCAACAAGUAGCUUGCCUUCGUUCCUGCUCCCUGCUAGUUCCUCCCAGCCUUGUCUGUUGUGUGUAUAUUUCUUCUUUCCGAAUUCCAUUUAGUAAUCAAUAUAAUAUUUUCAAUGUGUGUUAGUGUGUGUAUGUAAAUCCAAAGUACUUUGUAAUUAAAAAAAGGCUUUCCGCUGUCGUCAUGUAA
Molecule: messenger RNA, 1912 nt
Organism: Drosophila kikkawai
Lineage: Eukaryota; Metazoa; Arthropoda; Insecta; Diptera; Drosophilidae
Source: RefSeq, a predicted model, not a curated record